Messenger RNA from Parus major (Great Tit), 1682 nucleotides. RefSeq names its product forkhead box N4 (gene FOXN4). Gene Ontology annotation, biological process: regulation of transcription by RNA polymerase II. The transcript has 9 exons. The coding region runs from base 1 to 1512 and encodes 503 amino acids. The record is from RefSeq and is a predicted model, not a curated record. Lineage: Eukaryota; Metazoa; Chordata; Aves; Passeriformes; Paridae. Gene Ontology annotation, molecular function: transcription cis-regulatory region binding; DNA-binding transcription factor activity, RNA polymerase II-specific.
AUGUCAGGAAUCCUUAGGAAUUCAGGGCAAAACCACCACCCCUCGCAGGAGUACAGGCUCCUGGCUUCAGACCCGUCCCAGCUGAGCGAGGAUGAGCUCCCGGGGGAUUUGCAGUCCCUGUCCUGGCUGACAUCCGUGGAUGUGCCUCGGCUCCAACAGAUGGCCAGUGGGAGGAUGGAUUUCAGCCUGGGGGCCCAGAACGCCAUGCUCCAGCAGACAGGUGCUGUGGGGAGCACGAUGCACUCGACAGCCGGAGCAAUGAUCCACGUCCAGGCCAGUCUCCCACAGGGAAUCCUGGGCCUCAAUUCCAUUUCAACACACGGAGCCAAUAUGAGCCCCUACGCCGUGGGUGGGCAACUGUCCCCUGGUUUGCAAACACAGCAACAGCUCUUCCCUCCUCCUCCUCCUCCUCCUCCUCCUCCUCCUCACUCCCAGCAGGUGUUUGCCCUGGCCCAGAACCCCCAGCAGUGUAACCCAGCAGCAAUCUACAACACAUCCUAUGGGGCACAGCCACACUAUUCCCAGCCACGCCUGGCUCCCCAGUCUGCCCAGGAGCUGCAUCCAAAGCAUUAUCCCAAGCCCAUCUAUUCCUACAGCUGUUUGAUCGCCAUGGCGCUGAAGAACAGCAAGACCGGGAGCCUGCCCGUGAGUGAGAUCUACAGCUUCAUGAAGGAGCACUUCCCUUACUUCAAGACAGCCCCUGACGGGUGGAAGAAUUCCGUGCGCCACAACCUGUCCCUGAACAAGUGCUUUGAGAAGGUGGAGAACAAACUGAGCGGGACCUCCCGCAAGGGCUGCCUGUGGGCCCUCAACCCCGCCAAGAUCGACAAGAUGGAGGAGGAGAUGCAGAAGUGGAAGAGGAAGGAUUUGGCUGCUAUUCACAGGAGCAUGGCUAACCCAGAGGAGCUGGACAAGCUGAUCACUGACAGACCUGAGAGCUGCAGGCGGCCCAACAAGCAGGCAGAGCCCGAGGGGCCCCCCCUGGGCCGGAUCUCCGUGUCCCAGCUCCAGCCCCAGCCCAUCAUGACGCUGUCCCUGCAGUCCCUGCCCCUGCACCACCAGCUCCAGACCCAGGCUCGCCUCGCCCCCAACUCGCCAGCCCCUGCACAAACGCCUCCUCUGCACACCCUGCCUGACAUGAGCCACAGCCCCCUGCCCCACCAUCCCAUGGGACGCGCCCCGGACUUCCCGAACGUGGCGGUGGACAUGAGCACGGAGGUGGACGCUCUGGAUCCAAGCAUCAUGGAUUUCGCACUGCAAGGGAACAUUUGGGAAGAGAUGAAAGAUGACAGCUUCAGCCUGGACACCCUGGGUGCCUUCAGCAACUCCCCCCUGCAUCUCUCCGACUGCGAGCUGGGCACGCCUGGCCUCACGCCCGUGUCCAGCGGCAGCGACCGCUCCUUCUCCGACCUGCAGGUCACUGGCCUUUACACCACCUACACCACCCUGGACAAUGUGGCAGCUGCUCAGUACAUGAACCCCCAAGGCAACAAACCCAUCCCUCUGCUCUGAGCUUGGCCCUGCUCCACGGACCCCGAGGGACGGUUCUUCCCCGCGGUUAAAAUCCGACCGGGAAGCUCCAAGAGCUCGUCCUGCUUUGGGAUGUGUUGGCUGCUUCCAGCAUGUGAGGCCAAAAUAAAUCAAGCUGGGACUUGGUAGAACCACUUUCCCCCAUGGAAAGG